Spathaspora passalidarum NRRL Y-27907 is the source of this 1543-nucleotide messenger RNA. RefSeq names its product adenylosuccinase (gene ADE13). The transcript has a single exon. Bases 39 to 1487 code for a protein of 482 amino acids. Gene Ontology annotation, biological process: 'de novo' AMP biosynthetic process. The record is from RefSeq and is a predicted model, not a curated record. Gene Ontology annotation, molecular function: (S)-2-(5-amino-1-(5-phospho-D-ribosyl)imidazole-4-carboxamido) succinate lyase (fumarate-forming) activity; N6-(1,2-dicarboxyethyl)AMP AMP-lyase (fumarate-forming) activity. Lineage: Eukaryota; Fungi; Ascomycota; Pichiomycetes; Serinales; Debaryomycetaceae. Gene Ontology annotation, cellular component: cytosol.
AUCCAAUUCAAUUGGCAAUUGACUAGCAAACUACGAAAAUGUCUGAUAACGAUAAAUACUCUACUCCAUUAUCUUCAAGAUAUGCAUCUGAAGAAAUGUCCAAGAUCUUCUCCUUGAGAAACAGAUUUUCAACCUGGAGAAGAUUAUGGUUGAACUUAGCCAUUGCUGAAAAGGAAGUUGGUUUGAGUAUGAUCACUGAUGAAGCAAUUGAACAAAUGAAGAACCAUUUAGAAAUCACUGACAAGGAAAUUGAAGAUGCCGCUAAGGAAGAAGCAAUUGUUAGACACGAUGUCAUGGCCCACGUUCAUGUUUUCGGUAACACCUGUCCUGCUGCUGCCGGUAUUAUCCAUUUGGGUGCUACUUCUUGUUUUGUUACUGAUAAUGCUGAUUUGAUUUUCUUGAGAGAUGCAUAUGAUGUUCUCAUUCCUAAAUUGGUCAAUGUCAUUGACAGAUUAAGUAAAUUUGCUUUGGAAUAUAAGGAUUUACCAGUCUUAGGUUGGACCCAUUUUCAACCAGCUCAAUUGACCACUGUUGGUAAGAGAGCUACUUUAUGGCUUCAAGAGUUAUUGUGGGAUUUAAGAAAUAUGGUUAGAGCCAGAAAUGAUAUUGGUUUAAGAGGUGUUAAGGGUACUACUGGUACUCAAGCUUCUUUCUUGUCUUUAUACCAUGGUGAUCAUGAUAAAGUUGAGGAAUUGGACAAACGUGUUGUUGAAUUGUUAGGGUUUGACACUGUUUACCCAUGUACUGGUCAAACUUACUCUAGAAAGAUUGAUAUCGACGUUAUUGCUCCAUUGGCUUCUUUUGGUGCUACUGCUCACAAGUUCGCUACUGAUAUCAGAUUGUUGGCUAAUUUGAAGGAAAUUGAAGAGCCAUUUGAAAAGUCCCAAAUUGGUUCUUCUGCCAUGGCCUAUAAGAGAAAUCCAAUGAGAUGUGAACGUGUCUGUUCUCUUGCUAGACAUUUAAGUGGAUUGUUCAACGAUGCUGUCCAAACCGCCAGUGUUCAAUGGUUUGAAAGAACCUUGGAUGACUCUGCUAUCAGAAGAAUUUCCUUACCUUCUGCUUUCUUAACUGUUGAUAUUUUAUUAUCUACCAUGUUAAACAUUACCAGUGGUUUAGUUGUCUAUCCAAAGGUUAUUGAAAGAAGAAUCAACUCUGAGUUACCAUUUAUGGCUACUGAAAACAUUAUUAUGGCCAUGGUUGAAAAAGGUGGUUCCAGACAAGAUUGCCACGAAGAAAUCAGAGUUUUGUCUCACCAAGCCAGUGCCGUUGUUAAGCAAGAAGGUGGUGAUAAUGAUUUGAUUGAACGUAUUAAAAAGACUGAAUAUUUCAGACCAAUUUGGGAUGAUUUGGAUAAGCUUUUGGACCCAAGCACUUUUGUUGGUAGAGCUCCUCAACAAACUGAAAAAUUCGUCAAGAAUGAUGUUGCUAAUGCAUUAAAGCCAUUUGAAAAACACAUCACCACUGAAAAUGUCGCCUUAAAGGUUUAGAGUUUUUCUUUAGUUUAUUUCUUGUUUUUAUAUUUUAGGAAUAUAUGAGAUUUGGU